AUAAUAUGUCAUCUCCCGGUUCUGAAAUGGAGUCGUUAUCCCUUCAAACUGGCAAACAUUAUUCCUUAUGCUAUUCGGUAUUCAAACAGAGUAUAGUUGGAAAAUCCUGCACAUUAUAUUUUCGCCAUCUUCCAAAUGUUAUACGAUCAAUGUUUCAAGAUACUAAGGAGAUGAGCCAAUUCAACAUCUUAAGCAUUGGAAGUGGAGAUGGCACAGAAGACAUCAAAGUGGUGAAGAUAGUCGAGGAAGAGUUGCAAAGAAUUGAGAAAUAUCGUGAUGUAAAGAUAUUUCUGAGAGGUAUUGAGCCAAAUGAAUAUUUCAAAAGUCUCUACGACAAAUCCAUUGAAGAGCUGACGGGUUCUUUGAAGACGAGAAGUGUCUUCGACGUUCGAGGGAACACGUUUGAAGAGUACAUGGAUCAAAACGAUGACUUACGAUUUGACCUAGUGGUUUUUACCCACAGUAUGUACUACCUAGAUGAAGAGAAAUCUCUAAAGUUCUGCUUUGAUAAAGCACUGAAAGCCAACGGAAAGGUACUGGUUACUUUAGACAUAAGCUGGAUUUUGGCCUCUGUGGAGGUAGUCGAAAUGGUAAUGAAAGCAGUCGAGAAGAACAAAUGGAGAUCGUCACAUGCCACUGAUGAAUACGAAAUUGAUGUCACCAAAGUUUUUGACGCGAAAUCAGAAGAAGGAAUCCUUUUGUUGGACUUUUUAAUGCACAAAGUCGACUUUCGUGCAAACGCUGGUAAAGAACAGCUAGAUCAUGCUAUGAAAGUAGUAGAAGAAAAUACAACGUUGAAAAAUGGGAAGCGCUUUGGAAAGGUGGCUGUUCGCAUGUUUAUUAUUUCAAGAUAAACCAAUAUUACCGUGACACUACCAACGACCAAUUUAUGGUAGAGAUUAAAUGGCUAGUCAGUAAAGACCCACUUGAGAUCCGAGGAGAAACUACAAACGAUUAAUUAUAGUGAAAAUUAUUCACUGCUUUACUGUCCUGUACCGUGACUCGUCCACAAGAACCCUCGUGAACUAAAGUGAUAUUUAAUAAUUAAAUCAAUAAUUGUAAUGAAAAUUGACAGCAUCAUUAAUCCUGGAUAAUAAACACGGCUAGAAAAGAAUUAAUGACUAUCGACUAUAUAUAAAUGAUAAUGAAUAAAGGAAAAAUAAUUAGGGGCAUCGGUCGCACGUAAUUUGUAGUUAUUUUUGUCCAAAUUCUUGAUCCCUGGCACUUAAUCAAAUUGUCUUCUCGAGUUGAAUUAUGUCGCAAAA
Molecule: messenger RNA, 1265 nt
Organism: Exaiptasia diaphana
Lineage: Eukaryota; Metazoa; Cnidaria; Anthozoa; Actiniaria; Aiptasiidae
Product: histamine N-methyltransferase B-like
Exons: 1
Coding region: 6-854 (282 amino acids)
Source: RefSeq, a predicted model, not a curated record